Molecule: messenger RNA, 1823 nt
Organism: Uloborus diversus
Lineage: Eukaryota; Metazoa; Arthropoda; Arachnida; Araneae; Uloboridae
Product: ankyrin repeat and protein kinase domain-containing protein 1-like
Exons: 3
Coding region: 68-1264 (398 amino acids)
Molecular function (GO): protein binding
Source: RefSeq, a predicted model, not a curated record
AGAUACAUUUUAAAUAAAGAACCUACUUGUGAUCCUCCUCCAAAGAAAAAAAUCCCUGAAAGGAAAAAUGAGCUCUGGAACUGCAAGUGAGACAGACAGUCAGCUGCCAGCAGCAGAUGGAGGGACCAAGCGUCAGUCUGAAAACUCUGAGGACGAGCCUCCCAGGAAACGUCAGCAGAUGACCGGAGGCUCUCAUCAGGCUGAAACGGAUGAAUACGGAUGGACAGAGUUGCACAGGGCAGCAUUUGAAGGAGAUGUGGAGAAAAUACGGGAGCUGCUGGCCCUAGGCUUCGACACCUGUGCCCGAGAUAAAGAAGGAGGGACGGCCCUUCACCUGGCAAUAAGGUCGAGAAAGGAGGCUGCUGCACUGCUCCUCGUGGAUGCUGACAGCUGCAACAUCCGGGAUAGAAGUAAUUUGACUCCUCUGCACGUUGCCGCGAUGAUAGGAUGCGCGAGGGUUUUGAGAGCGCUCGUUGCUGCAGGAGGAAACAUGCGUCUCCAAAAUGUGGGCUCCCGGACCCCCCUUCACCAUGCUGUGAGUUGGGGGUGUAGGGCUGCAGCCGAGUUUCUGGCGGACGUCGACGGCACGAAUGACGUCCGAGAUGCAGUCGGGAUGACCCCUCUCCGUAUUACUGCGGCGUUUGGAUACACCAGCAUCGUUAAGAAGCUGUUGUUCAGCGGGGUGUGUCCCUAUUCAAGGGGUGCAGGAGGUGAGUACGUUCUGCGAAAUAGCCUGAGGGAAGGAAGUGAAGACAUCUCGAAAGUGAUUCUGGCCAUGUGUGCCUGGAGGGGCAUCGACAUAAACUGGAACAAGAUGAGGGUUCCCACGGACAAGGUGCAGUGGUGCAACGAGGUGCUCUCGGAGUGUUACGCCGAGAUAAAGCGGAUGAAGAACACCAAGCUGGAUGGGAUGAACGUGUCUUAUCAUGAGCUGGGGAUGAAACACGUGAGCAAGAUCUCGCCGAGACUCGCAAAUGAAGUUAAGCGACAGGUUUUGCGCUGUGAUCGGGCGACGGCGGACUUCCCGUACUACGUCGAGCUGAUGGCUUUCAAAGUGAAGCAGGCCGAGGAGAGGAGAGUCCUCGCCGAUCGGUUUCUGGAGUGUUUCUCCGUCCUGGCCCGAAAGUGGCCUCCUCUGCCUCGCACCUGCACGGACAUUGUGUUGCUCUGUCUCAGUGAACAAGACAUGAGAAAUUUCAUCUGUGCUACCAAAUUACGGGCUAGAACACCUGUUAAAGUGAUAAACAGUAUGAAAUCUGUUUAAGACAAAACCUUAAUUUUCUUUGUACCGGUUUCUAUUGUGUUCUCCAGAUCAUUCGUCAAACUUGUUCUCUGGAGACAGUUCGCAAUAUGCAUAUCUUCCCACAAUUCUGCUGCUCUUGAAUUUCAUCCUUCAAGAGAUCAACUGUGAUGUCCCUCUACAGGGUUCAUUGCUCCUUGUUUCCAUCCAGAAACAUUAAAAAAUUCAAUGGUUUUUCUUAUCAGGUGAUCCAUCUAACGACUUCAACAUUUUCCGUUGGAAGUUGAAAAAUUCUUUUGAUAAAUAAACUCUUUUUGUAUGAUCGUACGAAAACUGCCUUCUAAAAACAUGAAUAUAUCCUGCACUACCCAAUCUGCCUGAUGUGGGUAUCCGGCAGGGAGUUUAUUUAAAAUUAUUUGAUUAAGAAUGAAUGUUAUAAAUAGUAUAAGCUUUUUUUUAUUGUGCAGCCCCGUUAUCAACGGAAAACACCCACGUGUUUCAUCAUUGUUUUAGCAUUCUUUUAUAUUCAUAACUCUGUCUUUUUUGUGUUAGUAGUUGUUAGUAAUGAUGCAUAAUAAAAAGA